Molecule: messenger RNA, 399 nt
Organism: Enterobius vermicularis (human pinworm)
Lineage: Eukaryota; Metazoa; Nematoda; Chromadorea; Rhabditida; Oxyuridae
Source: the annotation of a GenBank genome assembly
AUGUUACAUGUUGUACACGGAAUUAUGAUUAGCAAAACAUUUAUCUUAUGUAAGGGUCACAAAAUUACAAAAGUUGAAAGAGCUGUUGGUUUUACAAAGAUUUCUCAGUACCUGGGCUUUGAGCUUCUAAAAAAAGAGCUUUUGAAUGGCGAAGGCGGUACUAAAAAUCAAAUUGAUGGACAGGAUGCGAGGAAAAGAGAUAGGAAUGACGGGCAACGGGUGAUCAAUAAUAAUUUUUGGAUAAUAUUUGAAAAUUUGAAAACGACAGUGGAGCAGUUCUUGCAUUCUGCGAAAAGAAAUGGUGGGAAAGUGGGGGUGUUGCAGGUUGUUAUCCUCCCCGGUAGUUGGACUUCUGAGGCUUUAGUGAUGGAUAAGGAGAGGCAGGAUACGAAGAAAUGA